This is a messenger RNA of Mesocestoides corti, 4443 nucleotides long. The record is from the annotation of a GenBank genome assembly. Lineage: Eukaryota; Metazoa; Platyhelminthes; Cestoda; Cyclophyllidea; Mesocestoididae.
AUGAAUUUGGAAGAUGCAGCGAAAUUUGUUAAAAAGCUUAAGGAAACUGAUCCUGACAUUGUUAACCGUUCCGGGUCCGAGGAUGAUCACCGCAUGCUUCAUGGUGGUCUAAUUUAUCUAGCUCUUACGGAGCCAGAAACACGUCGCACUUGUCUCCAUGAUAUUCUUUUGACAUCAAGGGAUAACCUCAAUUAUGCCCUCUCUGAGCUGACUCGGUUGGUAGCAGAGGCGUGGCCAAAGAUGCUUCAACCAGUGCGGAAGAGCAUGUUGGCUAUUCUGGCUGAAUUGAUAGCUACUCGCGGCGCUAAUGUAGACAUACUUGUAUUGCACGUGUUUCGCAGAAUGCCAUCCGGCGACUUAAGUUCUCUGAAUCUGUGGCUCAUUCAAUCCGUCCUUGAUCUCCUAAUUAGAAAUAGAGAAUGGCUGGAACAUGAGGACAGAAAACCGUUUCUUCUGCCCCUGGCAGUCUACACCUUUCUUCGCCUUAUACCGGACCACCUGAAUGGAUCGCCAAGUUCGUCCUCAAAAGGAUUCGACCCUGCUGUGUCCUCAACAAUAGCUACUUUGUUUCAGCGGGAGUCCAAUUUUGUAGUGGAAACCUUACGAAAAGAUUUUGACAGAUGCGCGUCGAUCGGCCGAGAUCUCAUCCGAUUGCUCCAUCCGCUUUCCCGUACGGAACCCUUUCAGCGCCUAUGGAAUGAUAUUUUUAAUAAUAUUUCUUCAUUGUCGAACAUCCACACGAGUGUUAAUAGUGUGCUGGAUAUCGCAACUCCUCAGUAUUUCGCACAGACCCUUAUUCCUCAAGAUAUGGAGGUUUGGAUUAGAUGGAUGCUGAGAAACGUUCAUUGCGCAUCCGGUUUCCCUGUUAGACGCUACCAAGAAUUUUUUCACAAAAAGUUCUUUUCAACACAGGAAAGUCUGAAUCUUCGAGUUUGCCUAGUAAGGUACAUCGUGAAUUCCUUCUAUCCUGAUAAUGACAUGCUCGCGUCAAGCCUCAUUCCACGAUGGAAUGUCAUUUCGUGGCUCAUCUCCCAGUGUACAUGUCAAACCACGUGCCAAAGCAUGAAGCUGGCUCUCUUUUUUGAUUGGUUUUUCUUUAAACCCAACGAAUGCAUCAUGAAUGUUGAGCCAGCAAUCCUGGCAAUUGCGAAUAAUCUCUCUUCUCGAUUUCAACCGUUUGGUCUCGUUUUGGUGGAGUAUCUUACUAAGACUGCUGCCAACUUUUGUCCAGCCCUUACGGAGAGAAUAGCGAUGUCGGUUCGAUCGGGCCUGGAGGACAUGCUGCGUUUGGGCGUCAUAAGAUCGAUCAGCCCCUUCCUGGAUAUACUACUGCGAGCCUCGCCUGAAAUUUACCGCAAUUUCAGCAGCCUAAUAGGCCCGCUGGUAGACUCCACUCUUCCCAUACCCUCGGCGAUAGGCCCUGGCUGUGGUUCUGCGUCCACGCCGAUCCCUGUAGCCAAUGAAGUUGGAGGAGGCAGCGGUGGAGGGAGUACUGAUGGUAAUAAGUUCCACCAUCCACGCCCACAUCUUGGCCCCUCUAACAUUCACACUUCCCCCGAUCUUUUUAACAAGGCCAAACGCGGAGAUGCACUCGCUCAUUCUUCUGCCCUAAAUUUGUCCGCUGUCAACCCGUCCGCAACCGGUCCCCCUACUGAUCCUCGUCUUCGUCGGCAUACACUAACUUCCUCCACCCCCAAAAAUGGUGGGCCCCACUCUCCCCCCGUUCUUCCUCCCAAACCUCGGCCUCGCUCACCCUCUCCCGACGGUUGCGGUCGGUUUUCUCCGCCUCCCAUCCCAUAUGUCGAUCUUUCCUCGUCAGGCGUACUCUCCUCCGCUGACACUAAGUCGCAGACGCCCUCAACUAAGCCACAAAAGCAAUCGGAGUCCAAGCUGCAGUCAUCACCCCUCCCCUCUGCCGUCUCCCCUUCUGUUACGCCGAUUCGAGAGAAACUUUCUGCGCUCCCAAACAACUUUGAAAGCUUCGCUUCUCCGGAGUACAGAAUCGGUCCGAAUUCUAGUGGCGACUCGGUUCAGCAAAGAAUAGAUGAUCUACGACGGAAGUUCCAGUUUUACCAGCUUCGCUACCUGUACAAGAUGAAAACAGAUGUGGAUGUCAACGGGUUAAUUGGUCAGUUUGAUGGCCAGAUUCGAGAGGAUUUGGAGAAUUUGGCGUCGGCUGCCAAAGCCGCGGGCAUCUUUAGGGAAGCAGAGGCCGUCAUCGAGGAGACGCCAGCUUCGACGCCCAAUUCUUCUUCAACUGACGACGCAGGCAAGUUGCCCACCGACUGCGUGUUCUGUCCUGGCCUCAUAGACUCGGUUCUCGAUGACGACUUUCCAGAUGAUCUGGCAGUUGCGGGUCGAAUUGCCGACAUCGUUUGCCAACUCUGUUUGCCCCUAUUUGACGCUGCUGGAGGUGAUUGGGGGAGCAAUGGCGUUGCAAACCAUCGCGCCUUGGCGACCCUCCUACCCUCGCAUCUACCCAUUACUCAAGAGCAAAUCGACGCCAGCCUGGCCUCUCCGGUGUUUGUUCCACUUCGAAAUUUGUGUGAAAUGAGUCGUGGCAAUAACAAACGCGAGAUCCUCCUGCUUCUACUCACGGAGAUACAAAUUCGGCAGCCUCGUAUUGGCUAUCAUCUGUUGUACUUCCUAGCAGUCAGGUUAGUUGUCCAUCUCCUCUUCGUGCUGUUUUUUAUUCCAGAAAAUCCGCUUUACAUUUUAAUCGAGGCAAAACUCGCAGGCACUGUGAACGAUGAAAAGAUGAUGGCAUACCGAAGUUUUUGUGCAAGCCAGGAAAACCCUAAUGUUGUCGCGUGUCUCCAGCGAGAUAUGCAAUUGCUCGCCGAUGACAAUCGUUUUCUCUUUUGCUAUCUCCUUCCAACCGUUUGGAGUGUGUUCUCUAACGAUCUUGCCAACAACACGGACUUCAUUCGCCUGAUCGUCGGUAAAAUAGAUCCCAGUCAAGCCAACUACCUGGUUUGUGAAAUCCUGCGUGGCCAUCUUAACUUCUUCCACCGACCCAACAUUACAGACGUGCUGAAGGCAAGUUUGGAUUGGACCUCCAUGGAGCAAUUCUUUUUUUGGCAGCUCGUCAACGCCCAUGAAUUGCCCACCAAGACGUUCCUUCCCCUCAUCUCCCUCGUUGAUGGACAAAAACAUCCCGAAGCCUGCUCCCACCUCCUCCUUCUCUUGCAGCUUGAAAAGCUGGGAUGCAAGUCUGUUGUCCUUGUCAAUGAGGGUUGUGUAAUCACCUUUUUUGUAAAAAGGCCGACGAACGAAGUAGUUCGCCUCCUAUUAUCUCGCGGUAUUUCUAAUCUCAACUCCACGGCGACGUCAAGCACAACUGACGACCUCUUGUCUGUGACUGCAUUGCACUACUGGGGUUGUCCGGGGCGGUUGAAUGCUCAGAGGUUUGCUGAAAUCCUCGGUUCCAUGAUCAACGCCACUGUAAGCGGUCUGCGGGCUGCACACGACGGCGAAGAGAGCGCCAGUGCUGCAAAGAAAAGAAAUGGUGUAAAGAGUGGGAGCGGCUUAGAGCACCUCUCCUUACUGGUGUCCAUUCUAACUCACCUGGACUGUAUGCGGAGGAAAUGCAGGAACAUUGCAAGAAAGAAGGCUGGAAUUUGUUGGGUUUCCUAUCACCUCUCUAUCCCAUCAAUUUGCAAUGCUUGUCAUGCCUUAUUCGUGUCCGCUUGUCUUUCAGUGCUGGAAGCGGCUGAAAUUCAGUCAUCACUGCAACAAGUUAUCCACUCGGCCGGUGUUCCAACUCAUGUUAAGGAUCGUUUUGCGGACCUGCUAAGUUUGGUUGAGGACGAUUCCAUUGACGUUCAACAGACGACAACCACAACUAGAGCGGGUGGAGUGACACGAAGUAGUCGUCAAGACGCCUCCGAUCUUGUUGGUGGAGGAUCAUCGAAGGGAGGACAUAGUCUGCGAAAUCUUGACUCGAGACGUGCAGCAGAGGCGGAGCGUCGAAGGUCAGCAGUUACUUCUAGCAAUAUGAGAAGGAAACCUCGCCGAAAAUCAGAUGAGGAUGGUGAAGACAGUGGUAGCAACUCCAGCAGCGAUGAAGAUGUUGGAAGUGAUGGUGUGCUCGCUUUUGAUGAUUCUCUUGACCCUGCGGUCGACGAUGAAGAGCAGGAAGAUGGUGAAAGGGUCUCUUCCACUCCUGACGAUAGUGACGAGAACUCCUCUGAAUCCGUAAUCGAUGACGACGAAGAGCCUGUUAGUCGCGGAAAAAAGCGACCAGCGAGAGGGCGCACUACAGCCAAUAAGAAGCAAUCCCAGGUAUCCUUAAAAAAGAAAGGCCCCUCAAAAUCGCGAAAGACCGUUGUUAUCGUCGAGUCGGAUGAAGAUGGUGAAGAGAGUGAGCCUGAAGAUACUCCACGAGUUACUGGGGCACCGAAGCGACGGAAAAUGGUGUCUAGACGGCUUCUUGAUGACUAA